Paramecium tetraurelia is the source of this 1092-nucleotide messenger RNA. RefSeq lists its product as uncharacterized. The record is from RefSeq and is a predicted model, not a curated record. The transcript is spliced from 2 exons. Lineage: Eukaryota; Ciliophora; Oligohymenophorea; Peniculida; Parameciidae. Gene Ontology annotation, biological process: phosphatidylserine biosynthetic process. Gene Ontology annotation, molecular function: L-serine-phosphatidylethanolamine phosphatidyltransferase activity.
AUGAGUUUUCAUAAACUUGCGUUUUGGACAUUUACAACUGUUCUUCUCUACUUAGCCUAUAACAAUGAUGUAGGAUUCGAAGCGAACUCAAAAAGAGGUGUGCUGGCAGCCAUGCUAUUCAUUGCAAUGAUUGGUUCAUUGAAACCAAGUGAUCCUUUUGGUGAUAAAUAUGGAGCCAUUUUUAGAAUAUAAUUCUGGUUAUCUGCCACAUUUAUAGCCAUCUUGGUCUUUUUAUCAUUUCAAAAUGAGAAAGAUGGUAGAUAUCUUAUGAGUUUGGGAGAUGAUAGAUUAGGUAAGCCUGUCACAAAGGAUAUGCAUACUUAUGAUGAUAAUUGCGAAUUCGAAUGGAUCAAUAUUGUUGACAAUCUAGAUCACUAUUAUUGGAGUCACGUAAUCAAUUGGCUAUUGGCUACAUUUCUUGUCAGGGACUUUUGGUUUCUCAACUUUUGGUCUGUCUUAGAUGAAAUUAUUGAAUUAUCUUGGCAACACAAACUCCCCCAUUUUAGAGAAUGCUGGUGGGAUCAUGUAUUAUUGGAUGUAUUAUUAAGUAACACUGUUGCUAUUAUUAUUGGAAUGAUCAUCAUUAAGAAAUUCAAAUUUGAAUAAUACAGUUGGUUUGCUAAAGACACCUUUACAAAUCCAAAGAAAUUUGAAGCUGUUCUUAUUGUUAUCAUUGUAAUCAUAGGCAACUUUCUAAAUAAUUUCUUCUUGAUGAAUGAAUUAUGGGUUCCUCCAAAAUGUUGGAUGGUUGUCUAUAGACUUCUGAUUUGGUUUAUGUUAGGCCAUUCAGCAUUCAGAGAACUUCAUAAUUCAAUUACAGAUAAAAACCAACCAUAUCAAUUAAGAUACCUUACCUAUUUCACUAUUGCUAUAGAAACUUUAAUAUCGAUUAAAUUCUUACCUGAUUGUGGUAAUCUAUAAAAUGAAGAUACUCCAAUAUAUGUAUGGCUUCCUUGGCUUAUUGUUGGUGUGGUAUCCUUCCUUUGGUGGAUUAAAUUGCAAUUGAUAUAAUCGCAAAAAUAAAUAUAGCCAAAUUCACGAGAAACAACAUCAAAAUAAGAGAAGAGCAGAAAAGAAAAAAAGAAGGAUUGA